AUGAGUACGGCUUCUCUCCUGCAAGCUCGCCCUGUUUCGACUCAGGAGAAGGAGUCUCAGCCUCAACAGCAGCUGGCUGAAGAUGUGCAGUCUGGGCCUCUGAAGCUCGAGCAUUUGCUCGCCAAGGGUUUCACCAAGAAAGACUUGGAGCUCUUGAAAGAUGCGGGGUACCAGACGGUGGAGUGCGUGGCGUUCGCGCCGCCGAAGAAUUUGGUCGCAGUCAAGGGUCUCAGCGAGCAGAAAGUCGAGAAGCUGAAGAAGGCCAGCAAAGAGCUCUGCAACCUGGGAUUCUGCAGCGCCCAGGAGUACCUCGAGGCGCGCGAAAACCUCAUCCGCUUCACCACCGGCAGCGUGCAACUUGACACGCUUCUUAAAGGAGGAAUCGAAACGGGCAACCUCACGGAGCUUUUUGGGGAGUUCCGCACCGGAAAAACGCAACUCUGCCACACGCUCGCCGUCACCUGCCAGCUGCCGAUUGAGCAGGCCGGCGGCGAAGGCAAGUGUUUAUGGAUCGAUACGGAGGGCACUUUCCGCCCGGAGCGAAUCGUCUCCAUCGCCAAGCGCUUCGGCCUGAACGCGAACGACUGCCUAGAUAACGUCGCCUACGCGCGCGCCUACAACUGUGAUCACCAGAUGGAGUUGCUGAUGGAGGCGAGCGCGAUGAUGGCGGAGAGUCGCUUCGCGUUGUUGAUUGUGGACAGCGCGACGGCUCUGUACCGCUCGGAGUACACCGGACGCGGCGAGUUGGCGUCUCGGCAGACGCAUCUCUGUCGCUUCCUGCGCUGCCUGCAGCGGAUCGCCGACACAUACGGCGUCGCAGUCGUCGUGAGCAACCAAGUCGUCGCGAAAGUUGACAACAUGGGCGGCAUGUUUGCGGGCAACGAGAAGCUCCCAAUCGGCGGAAACAUCAUGGCGCACGCCAGCCAGACGCGCCUCUACCUGCGCAAGGGCCGCGGCGAAAGCCGAAUCUGCAAAAUCUACGACAGCCCCAGCCUCGCGGAGGGCGAGGCCGUGUUCGCCAUCGGCGAAGGCGGCAUCGGCGACUACGAAGACAGCUAA
Messenger RNA from Besnoitia besnoiti, 1059 nucleotides. RefSeq names its product putative DNA repair protein RAD51. Gene Ontology annotation, cellular component: condensed nuclear chromosome. Gene Ontology annotation, biological process: mitotic recombination-dependent replication fork processing; reciprocal meiotic recombination; DNA recombinase assembly. The coding region runs from base 1 to 1059 and encodes 352 amino acids. The transcript has 5 exons. NCBI's taxonomy places the organism in Eukaryota, Apicomplexa, Conoidasida, Eucoccidiorida, Sarcocystidae. Gene Ontology annotation, molecular function: ATP-dependent DNA damage sensor activity; ATP hydrolysis activity; single-stranded DNA binding. The record is from RefSeq and is a predicted model, not a curated record.